AUGGCUAACGAAGAUAUAACUGCUACUCCGAUUGAAUAUAAAUCUUUUGAAAAAAGUGGAAGCAGCAACAAAUUCAGUUAUCGGAGUGAUUUCAAUCGUGUUGAUCUGCCAGAGUCUGCAGUUGAUGAUGCUAAAGAAAAAACUAGUGAGUUGCCACUUUCAAAUUCGAACACUAAAGUUGUUCGAUUCAAAAGUGAAGUUGCAGCCGGAAGAACGUUAAAGGAGAUUGAAAACGAAAUCCGUCCGAUAUUUUCGAAAAGAUUUCAUACUGCAAAUAAGUCAUUUAUUUUUAAAAUUGACAAGAAGCGAACGGGAGAAGUCUCUGCUGCCGAUUUAAUUCUCCUUGCUUCAAAGUAUGGAAUAACAUUGGAAACAGAUGAAGUCUUGACCUUUUUCCGAUCUAUUCGCGGAAAAACUGUAAAGAAGAUCAAAUUUGUUGAUCUGUAUCAAUAUUUUACCAAAAGUCAUAUACUAAAGCCGCAGGAAUUCCUAGAUGAUCAACAUUUACGCGGCAAAGAUAGCAAAAUGACAAGCGAUGUAAAAAUCCUUAUAAAGCAGAAAAAAACGGAGCACAAACUUCAUAAGAUUCAAGAAAAAGCUAUCAAAAUAAUUACGUCUAAGAGUGGCCAUAAAUUCAAUGAAAUUAGGAAAACAUUUGGAGAUAUCGAUUUAUCACGAACUCAAGCAAUCCCUCUCUCUGCUGUAAAGAAAAUUUUUAUGGAAUAUGCUUCUGUCGACCUUACUGAUGAACAGUGGGAGGCUAUAAAUGAGUUGUAUCGACACAAAAAUGGCUUAGGGAUCGAUUAUAGCGUUCUGCUAAACGAUAUUGCAUUAAAUCGUCUGAAAAUUAAGGAAACUAAUGCUCAAACAACACCUAUUCCUGGUCGUAUAGUUGGACCUCGUUAUGAAACUCCUUUGCCGAGUUCAUCUUUUCAAUUUGAUAACGAUGCCCGAGCAAUACUAAUCAAAAUACAGAGAAAGAUUAUGCCUCAAUGGAAACCAAUAAGACGGUUAUUGAAGAAGAUGGACGAAUCAGGCAGUGGAAAAGUAGAUGUUUUAGUCCUGAAAAGCCUUCUUGAAGAUUGCGGUGUUACUCUGCAAGAUGAUCAAUUUUAUCAUCUUUUGACGUAUUUCGAUAGUGAUAUUUCUGGCAACAUAUCAUAUGAAGAUUUUCUGAGAUGUUUGAUACAUUUAGAUAGACUUUAA
Messenger RNA from Trichoplax adhaerens, 1206 nucleotides. RefSeq lists its product as uncharacterized. Gene Ontology annotation, molecular function: calcium ion binding. Gene Ontology annotation, cellular component: nucleoplasm. The transcript is spliced from 9 exons. NCBI's taxonomy places the organism in Eukaryota, Metazoa, Placozoa, Uniplacotomia, Trichoplacea, Trichoplacidae. The record is from RefSeq and is a predicted model, not a curated record. The coding region runs from base 1 to 1206 and encodes 401 amino acids.